Molecule: messenger RNA, 1389 nt
Organism: Cladocopium goreaui
Lineage: Eukaryota; Dinophyceae; Suessiales; Symbiodiniaceae
Source: the annotation of a GenBank genome assembly
UUGCUAUCGCCAAGUUUCCAACGGCUCGAGUAGGGGGCAGCUUAGAGCAUCCGAACAUCUUGUCCGUGCAUCAUGGCAUUCUUCCAAGUUCUGUUGGCUUCUAUGAUUUCGCCUGGCAUGGCUUCCUUUGGAGUCACAUAUCCAGCGUUACAUGCAGAACCUGUGCUGCAAAGCAACAGCUGGUGGCACCUAGGGGGGUUCUGCUUUGGUCAAGUUGACGGAGCACCAGCUGCAAAACUCAGCAUCAGCAUUCUUUGGGAAGGUCAAGGACCACUUCAUGCGUCAGCUCAGGUGUACCUUGCAGUAUUUGAUGGUCGGGAAGACAGAUGGGGUGUGGCCAACCGCGACUGGGACACUUCCAGUUGCGAGCAAAAACUUGCAAUCUCCACUGAUCACACGUUGCUGUCAGACUAUGGGCCAGAUGGUAUUCAACCAGAAGUCGAGACAGCUUUUGCAAUCCAUAUCCGCCAGAAGACUGCCACAAGAGAUUGGCACUAUGCUUUGCUUGCGUGUGGCAAUGUGGAAGCCGCCCCCUUGAAAUUGAGUGUGGCAGCAGAGCAUGGUGCACUGUCCAUUUUUGCCGCCAAGGAGAACUUUGACAGCAGCAGUUGUCCGGUGAUGCCUGUAAGUUGGUGGCGACAUGCAGCGGAAGACCCUUUGUUUUGGGUCUUGCUUUUUGCUGCUGCCAUUGUCAGUGCCAGUUCCAGCAUUGCUGUGAUGGUUUGUUGCCGGCUGAAAUGGCGAAAUGACACCAAACUCCUCUCAGAUUCGCGAAGUGCAGCAGGCUUGAAUGAUGUGGUGAUUGGAAAGCCAUGCGAGAGGCCUGAAGGAGAGAUCACCGAAGGCCAGAUCAAUUCCACACAGAAUGCCACUUACAAUGCGAACGUGCCCAAAGAGGUCUGAAGACACUGGGAUGAAUGAAUAUGAAUGAUGCCCAUCUAUCACAGGUUUUUUGCAAUGCCACUGCAAUGCAUGGUAUUCUCCAGCUGAAAGUCAAGAAACCUUGUUUUCGGCAUUUUUCAGCAAUCUUCCAAGAGAAGUGCGAGCUGUAUUUAGCAAUUUUGUGCAUAGGUUAGAUUGUUUUUUUUCGGAGCUGGGCAAACUUGUGAAGGAACAUGUCUUUUCAAUUCUUUUCAAGACCCAGCAUCGCGAGAAAACUGCAACAUGGCAAUGUCAUCGCAAAGGUGUUUCAAUGAUUGGGUGAGAGGCAAACCGAUAGACUCCUCGAUGAUUUGUUCGUUCUCUUAAGCCCAUUUGAAAUUGUUUCAAGAUCACAUCGCUAGGAACUUGAAACACUGGCUUUGCCAGCUUUUUGUGCGAGACAACGGAAAAAACCGUGAGUCUCGGAAGGACAUCGCAUUAUUACUUUAAGGCUUCAAGCUCUAAAAA